CCAAAAAGCAAACAGCGGUCCUUUUCCAUCGGAAAAUUACAACCACUAUGUGAAAUCUGUUUUAUGAACAUAGAACUUCAUUCCAAUAAAUUUCCACUGUCAUGUGAUUUUUGAUUUGCACGAUAUCUUUUGUUGAGGAAAAAAACUGGAGAAAAAAGAGUGAGCUGGUCUCCCAAUUUUCAAUGAGUUAAACCUUUCAGAAAAAGAUAUAAAAAGGCAAAUCCAAAUCCAAUUUUAUACACUAAAAAUCAGCUUGUAGUAUCAAUUUUAUACACUGAAAAUAUGCUUGUAGCAUCAAUUCCCCUGCUUGUGCUUUGUGAUGUUAGAAUAAGCAAGUGUUUGUUUGGAACAAUGUUGUGUUUAGUACCAAACUUUUGUACUUAUUUAAUUUUUUUUAAUUUCAUGUUGUGGUUAAAUAUUUCAAGAUUGUUCUUGAUGGAGAAAGGAGAAGAAAACACAUCUACUAGGCGAUCGCUGUUCUUUUCUUAAAGUAGUACUUAUAUGAAUACCCCAAAUUUGAGAGAUGAUGAGGAAGUAACUGAUGAUCAUGAGGUUUUAGAACCAACACCGGGAAAUGAUGAUGAUGAUGGGAUUGUAGAGCCAACGCUUGGGAAUGAGGAUCAUGGGGUUUUAGAGCCAACGCUUAAGAAUGUUGAUGAUGGGAUUUCAGAACCAACAUCGGGGAUGUUUUUUAAAACUGAGCAAGAACUCAUUGACUACUAUAAGCAAUAUGGGAAACAGACUGGAUUUAAAAUAAUGACCCAAAGAAGUAGAAGAGAAAAGGAUGGGAGUGUUAGAUAUGUAACAAUAGGUUGUGCUCAUGGUGGUAAGGCGAGGAACCGUAUUACCAACCUUUCUAAACCACGCCCAACGACGAAGACCAAUUGUAAGGCGAAGAUUAAUGCAAUCUUUGUUGAUGGUGUCUUAUGCAUAACUACUGUUCAAAAUGCACACAACCAUGGUCUAAGUCCACGAAAGGCAAAAAAUUUUAGAUGCAAUCAAGCUAUUGAUGAGAACGUAAAGAGGCAGUUAGAUAUUAACGACAAGGCAGGCAUGGGUAUGGCCAAAAAUUUUAACACAUUGGCUGUCGAAGCUGGUGGAUUUGAGAGACUUCCAUUUAUUGAGAAAAAUGCAUGGAAUUAUAUUGACAAGGCUCGACACCUUAGACUUGGAAAAGGAGGUGCUGAUGCACUUUGUGGUUAUUUUGAGAGAAUGCAAUAUAAGAAUAAUGGGUUUUACUCAUUGAUGGAUUUUGAUGAUGAUGGACGAUUACAAAAUGUCUUUUGGGCCGAUGCACGUAGUAGAGCAGCGUAUGAGUAUUUUGGGGAUGUUGUGACGUUUGAUACAACAUACCUAACGAACAGAUAUGGCAUGCCAUUCGCAUUGUUUGUUGGUGUUAACCACCAUGGACAAUCAAUACUGUUGGGAGCAGGUUUGAUAUCAAGUAAAAAUAUUAGAACUUUUGUUUGGUUGUUUGAGACUUGGUUGAAAUGUAUGGAUGGGAGAGCGCCAAAAGCUAUCAUAAGUGAUCAAGACAAGACCAUAAAAAAUGCUAUUGCAAUAGUCUUUCCCAACACCCGGCACAAAUACUGUUUGUGGCACAUAAUGCGAAAACUGUCAAAGAAGUUGGGCUUACAUGCUGAAUUUAAGUGUGGUUUGAAGAGUGCAUUGCAAAAAUGUGUUUAUGAUUCUCAGACUUCUGGCGAGUUUGAGAAGUCUUGGGAGGUGUUUCUUAACACUUACAAUUUGCACAAGAAUACAUGGCUUCAAAGUCUCUAUAGUGAGCGAAUGUAUUGGGUUCCUGUAUACCUGAAAGAUACAUUCUGGGCUGGGAUGAGCACAACUCAGAGGAGUGAGGGCAUGAACGUCUUUUUUGAUGGAUUUGUACAUUCAGAUACUACGUUAAAAGAAUUCAUUGAUCAAUUUGACAAUGCACUGAGGAAGAAAGUAGAGAAUGAGAUGGCAGCGGAGUUUCACUCAUUUAAUGCCACAGUCCCAUGUAUAUCUCAUUUACCCGUGGAAAAGAAAUUUCAAGAAGUGUACACGAAUUCUAAGUUUAAGGAAGUGCAGGCAGAAGUAAUGGGAAUUAUCUAUUCUCAUUGCGUUCUCAUAAAAACGGAAGGGGUGAUUACAACAUAUCAAGUUAAUGAUCAAAGGCAAGUUGAAGAUUGCAUCAAACGAUCAACUUUGCUGGCAUACUUUAAUGAAGAUGAGUGCGAAGCGAAAUGCAUGUGUGGACUAUUUGAGAUGAGAGGAAUUAUAUGUAGGCACAUUCUUGCAAUUUUCGUCGCAAGGGAUGUUCGAGUGUUGCCAGAAAAGUACAUUAUGGACAGAUGGAGGAAGGACAUUAAACGUAGAUAUGCUCUCAUUCGAAGCAGUUACGAUGACUUGAGUGGUAAACCAGCUGCUAGUAGGUACUCUAGUUUGAUAAAAAUAUGUUACGAAGUAGCCACAAAUGCAGCAGAAAGCGAAGAUAAAACCCUAGACAUGACACGGAAGUUACAGGCAGUGAAUUUGAUUUUCACUAAAUCAAAAUCUCAGGCCACAAUUGCAAAUACACAACAAAGCGUUAUUUCUCAGGUGGACUACCAAUAUCAUGGCCCUCUCAAGGAUUGAUGAGAAGAAGUUGUAGACUGCUGCAAUUUGGCUAUUUUAAGAGAGUGCUCGCAGCAUCUGCCACGAAUCUCUUUAUCAACGACCAUCUUCAAGAAAACAUAUUGCGCGCUCGCUUGGCCUCAUCUAGAACAAUAUUGCUUACAAAUGUAUUCGGCUUGUGCUUGGUUUUCAAACUUGAGAGAGAAUAUAUGUUUAUUAGUAUCUAGGCUAGUGUAUCUUUGUAUUAAUAAUUAGACAAAGCUAUUAUACAUUCCUAGAUUUUGUAAAUAUUUUUUGUUUAAAUGA
Messenger RNA from Carya illinoinensis, 2901 nucleotides. Its product is annotated as protein FAR-RED IMPAIRED RESPONSE 1-like. The transcript has 3 exons. NCBI's taxonomy places the organism in Eukaryota, Viridiplantae, Streptophyta, Magnoliopsida, Fagales, Juglandaceae. The coding region runs from base 502 to 2616 and encodes 704 amino acids. The record is from RefSeq and is a predicted model, not a curated record. Gene Ontology annotation, molecular function: zinc ion binding.